Messenger RNA from Arvicanthis niloticus (Nile rat), 2351 nucleotides. The record is from RefSeq and is a predicted model, not a curated record. Lineage: Eukaryota; Metazoa; Chordata; Mammalia; Rodentia; Muridae.
CUACUACGGUACCCCGAAGCCUCCAGCUGAACCAGCACCAUUAUUAUUAAAUGUAACAGACCAGAUACUUCCGGGAGCUACUCCAAGUGCUGAGGGGAAGCGGAAGAGAAAUAAGUCAGUGACCAACAUGGAAAAAGCAAGUAUAGAGCCUCCGGAGGAGGAGGAGGAAGAAAGGCCUGCGGUCAAUGGGAACGGCGUUGUCAUAACACCAGAAUCCAGUGAACAUGAAGACAAAAGUGCAGGUGCCUCAGGGGAGACACCUUCCCAGCCUUACCCUGCACCAGUGUACAGUCAGCCCGAAGAGCUCAAGGACCAGAUGGAUGAUACAAAGCCAACAAAGCCUGAGGAGAGCGAGGACUCUGACCCAUUGCCUGAUAACUGGGAAAUGGCCUACACAGAAAAGGGUGAAGUCUACUUCAUUGACCAUAACACAAAGACAACAUCAUGGCUGGAUCCGCGACUUGCGAAAAAGGCUAAACCUCCAGAAGAGUGCAAAGAAAAAUGAGCUUCCGUAUGGCUGGGAAAAAAUCGAUGAUCCUAUAUAUGGCACUUACUAUGUUGACCACAUAAAUAGAAGAACACAGUUUGAAAACCCUGUCCUGGAAGCAAAAAGGAAGCUACAGCAACAUAACAUGCCCCACACAGAACUUGGAACAAAGCCCCUGCAGGCCCCAGGUUUCCGAGAAAAGCCACUCUUUACCCGGGAUGCAUCCCAGUUGAAGGGAACGUUCCUCAGCACCACCCUCAAAAAGAGCAACAUGGGCUUUGGGUUUACCAUCAUUGGUGGGGAUGAGCCGGAUGAGUUUCUGCAAGUGAAGAGUGUGAUCCCAGAUGGGCCUGCCGCACAGGACGGGAAAAUGGAGACAGGUGAUGUCAUUGUCUAUAUUAAUGAAGUUUGCGUCCUUGGACACACUCAUGCAGAUGUUGUCAAACUUUUCCAGUCUGUUCCUAUUGGUCAGAGUGUCAACUUGGUGUUGUGUCGUGGCUACCCCUUGCCCUUUGACCCUGAAGAUCCUGCUAACAGCAUGGUGCCACCCCUUGCAAUAAUGGAGAGGCCACCUCCAGUGAUGGUCAACGGAAGACAUAACUAUGAAACAUAUUUGGAAUACAUUUCUCGGACCUCACAGUCGGUCCCAGAUAUUACAGACCGGCCACCUCAUUCUUUGCACUCCAUGCCAGCUGAUGGCCAGCUAGAUGGCACAUAUCCACCACCCGUCCAUGACGACAAUGUGUCUAUGGCUUCAUCCGGAGCCACUCAAGCUGAACUUAUGACCUUAACCAUUGUGAAAGGUGCCCAGGGAUUUGGCUUUACUAUUGCCGACAGUCCCACGGGACAGCGGGUGAAACAAAUACUUGACAUUCAGGGAUGCCCUGGGCUGUGUGAAGGCGACCUCAUUGUUGAGAUCAACCAACAGAAUGUACAGAACCUGAGCCAUACAGAAGUAGUGGAUAUACUUAAGGACUGCCCCAUUGGAAGUGAGACUUCUUUAAUCAUCCAUCGAGGAGGUUUCUUUUCUCCAUGGAAAACUCCAAAGCCUGUGAUGGACCGGUGGGAAAAUCAAGGCAGUCCUCAAACAAGUUUAUCUGCUCCGGCCGUCCCGCAGAACCUGCCCUUCCCACCUUCCCUUCCCAGGAGCUCCUUUCCUGAUUCAACAGAGGCCUUUGACCCACGGAAACCCGACCCAUAUGAGCUCUAUGAGAAAUCGAGAGCCAUUUAUGAAAGUAGGCGUCCAGAUUAUAAAGAAUUGGAUGUUCACCUUCGGAGGAUGGAGUCUGGAUUUGGCUUCAGAAUCCUUGGGGGAGAUGAGCCUGGACAGCCUAUUUUGAUCGGAGCCGUCAUUGCCAUGGGCUCAGCUGACAGAGACGGCCGUCUGCACCCGGGAGAUGAGCUUGUCUAUGUGGAUGGGAUCCCGGUGGCUGGCAAGACCCACCGCUACGUCAUCGACCUCAUGCACCACGCGGCCCGCAACGGGCAGGUUAACCUCACUGUGAGAAGAAAGGUGCUAUGCGGAGGGGAGCCCUGUCCAGAGAAUGGGAGGAGUCCAGGCUCUGUAUCAACCCACCACAGCUCUCCGCGCAGUGACUAUGCCACCUACUCCAACAGCAACCACGCGGCCCCCAGCAGCAAUGCCUCACCCCCUGAAGGCUUUGCCUCACACAGCCUUCAGACCAGUGAUGUGAUCAUUCAUCGCAAAGAAAAUGAAGGGUUCGGCUUUGUCAUCAUCAGCUCCCUGAACAGGCCUGAGUCUGGAGCCACCAUAAAUGCUUGUAUAAAGUUAAAUGGUGGUCGAGAGAGAACAGAACUGGAAACAGGACACAGUCAGGAGGCUUGUUCAAAAGCAGCCCCUUAG